Molecule: messenger RNA, 846 nt
Organism: Cladophialophora immunda
Lineage: Eukaryota; Fungi; Ascomycota; Eurotiomycetes; Chaetothyriales; Herpotrichiellaceae
Exons: 1
Coding region: 1-846 (281 amino acids)
Source: RefSeq, a predicted model, not a curated record
AUGACUCAGUCACAGCUCGACGUGGUGAAAUCCAUGUACGACGAGCGGAGCGAACAGUACGACGAGAACGACGUCCACGUGAGACAGGCGCGGGACUACAUCGCCUGGGCCGACUUGAAGAACGGGGAAAACGUGCUCGACCUGGCCUGCGGGACGGGUCUCGUGGCCAUUGGGGCCAAGCAGGUGACCGGGAGCUCAGGGUGCGUCGUCGGCGUCGACAUCAGCGAGGGGAUGCUGAACGUGGCGCGCCGCAAAGCCCAGGCCGCCGGGCUCGACAUUGCCUUCUUCAACCACGACGUCUCCGACCUCACGGGCCUUGAAUUUGUGCCGCAAGCCUCGGAGGACGGUGGGUUGUUGUUCGACGUGAUUACCUGCGCGUCGGCGCUGAUCCUCCUCCCGGAUCCCCUCCAGGCGGUCAAGAACUGGAAGGCCGUGCUCAGACCCGGCCGCGGCCGUCUGAUCACCGACGUGCAGACCAAGGACGCAAACGUGGUCAUGAACAUCUUCUCGGCCGUCGCCCCGCAGGUCGGCGAGACCGUCCCCUGGCACUCGCACCUGUGGCAGUCACAGCAAGCUCUGGCGGCCUUGAUGGCUGACGCGGGGUUCCGCGUCGAGAGGGUCUUUGAGACCGAGGCCUACGCGAGGGCGCAAUAUCAUCUUGACGCAGCCGCGCAGCUGUUCGACAAGGCUGUCAGCAAGGCCAUGUUCAAGGACUUUGGCCGCGCCGAGAUUCGUGAGAGAGCCAAAGAACUGUUUGUCCGGAAGUUCGCAGAGGUGGCUGGGCCAAAGGGCAUAAUUGAGGAGGAGACAAGAUACUGGGUCAUCGUGGCCACUAAGCCGGGAUGA